Molecule: messenger RNA, 2122 nt
Organism: Herpailurus yagouaroundi (jaguarundi)
Lineage: Eukaryota; Metazoa; Chordata; Mammalia; Carnivora; Felidae
Gene: BNIPL
Product: BCL2 interacting protein like
Exons: 10
Coding region: 349-1512 (387 amino acids)
Biological process (GO): apoptotic process
Cellular component (GO): cytoplasm
Source: RefSeq, a predicted model, not a curated record
AAAAUAAAUAAGUUUAAAAAAAAAUAAAGAGUAGCUUCCAGAAGAUUAUGAGGAGUCUGGAAGGGAAAACAAAUUGCCUUCCUUGACUCCCCUGAGACUAGCCAUUUUAGAAUAUGUUCUCUCCUCCAAAGCCCGCCCCCACAUAGGCAGGGUUUUUCUCUUGGGCAAACCUGUUCCUUGGGAAGGGAAAGGGAGGUGGCAAAACCUGUUUGAAGGCGAGGUUGCCUUCCUUGGAGGCAGGAGCAUCUAGCAGUGAGACAGAGAAGGCCACGAAAGUUCUGGGGAGCCAGGACAACCCACUCUCAAGACAGCUGCAAGCAUUUAAGGGAGACAGACCAACGUGGCAAGAUGGGGACUACACAAGAGGUGGGAGAAAAGACGUUAGACCUUGGUGUCUCCUACCUACGAUCCAGUUCCCUGAAGACACUGCCGAGUUUGUCUCACGAUCACCUCUUCUCCCCUGGGACUCUUAGGGCUGGGGAGAAUGCUGAAGCAGGGCCAGCAGCACCCCUGAGACUCGGGGAGCUGGAGCUGAAGGAAGAGUGGCAGGAUGAGGGAUUCCCCAGACUUCUUCCUGAAGAAGUUGACCGUUCUGAAGAUCCUGAGGAUCCCAAGAGAGACUCACAGGCAGGUACACCAAGCACUUUAGCCCUGUGUAGCCCACGCCCCAUGCGUAAGCGUCUCUCUGCCCCAGAGUUGCAGCUGAAUCUGACUAAGGAGACUGGAGGCCGUGGAGCUUCUCCCACUCAUUCCGAACCUUCCUCUCCUGAUGGCAGUUCUGACCUGGAGGUAGACGAACUGGAGACACCUUCAGACUCGGAGCAGCUGGACAGUGGACAUGAAUUUGAAUGGGAAGAUGAGCUGCCCCGUGCAGAGGGUCUGGGGGCCAAUGAAGCAGCAGAAAGGCUGGGCCGGGGUUGUGUGUGGGAUGUAGCUGGAGAAGAUGGUCGUCACUGGAGAGUGUUCCGAACAGGACAGCAGGAACAGCGAGUGGACAUGACGGUCAUUGAGCCCUAUAAGAAAGUCCUCUCUCAUGGAGGUUACCAUGGUGAUGGCCUCAAUGCUGUCAUUGUCUUUGCUUCCUGUUACCUACCCAGCAGCAGCAUCCCCAACUAUACCUAUGUCAUGGAGCACUUGUUCAGUUGUGUGCCCCCCAGGUAUAUGGUGGGAACUCUGGAGCUGCUGGUAGCUGAAAAUUACCUGCUUGUCCACUUGAGCGGAGGCACGACUAGAGCCCAGGUCCCACCUCUGGGCUGGAUGCGCCAGUGUUACCAUGCUCUGGACCGGCGCCUCCGGAAAAACCUGCGUGGCCUGGUCGUUGUCCACACCACAUGGUAUGUGAAGGCAUUCUUGGCACUGCUGCGACCCUUCAUCAGUUCCAAGUUCACACGAAAGAUCCGUUUUCUGAACAGCCUGCGAGAGCUGGCCCAACUCAUCUCCUUGGAUCAGGUUCACAUCCCUGAAGCUGUCAGACAGCUGGACAGGGAUCUCCAUGGCUCAGGAGGCACCUAGUAUAAGACAGGACUCAAGGACCUUAGAACCAAGCAAAGAUACUGAUCUGCCUAUGCCCUAACCCUGAAAUAUCUGGGCUGCUUCCUAAACCACCUCAUCUUCAACCCUAGUGCCACUGGACCUUCACAUAUCAUUGGGGUGUCAUUCCUCUCAUAACCCUGCCUUCAAAGUUCUGAGGUCCGGAACCUGAUCUGCGGGGGGGCGAGGCGACACAUCAUUUCAGCAGUAGGGGUGCAUGUAGGGGUGUCUUGUAUGGGAAAGGGCAAGGCUGUGGGUUUUAGUCCUGCUUGAGCUGCAGAACCCUGGGCAAAUAACUGCAUCUCACUGAGUGUCCUCUUUUCCUCCCCCUUCAAAUGGGAGCCCCUGGUCGCCUGUGAAGCUCAGGGUGGGUGGGGCAUAACUGACCGCGGCAAGCCCCCCACCCCCACCCCGUCUGUUGGGGGACCAGGAGUCAGCUCCCUACGUAUUGAAGAACCGCUGUUUCCUUCUUCGUCACGUCUGCUGCCUGUGAGCCUGGGAAGGAGCGCUUUCAAAGCCUGUAGUUUCGUCCUGUCUCCUGUCUCGUAAACUCAGAUCCGUAGCGGUUAAUAAACUGCGAUGCACGAUGUAA